Messenger RNA from Spathaspora passalidarum NRRL Y-27907, 2359 nucleotides. RefSeq names its product meiotic recombination directing protein (gene MSC7). Bases 31 to 1881 code for a protein of 616 amino acids. The transcript has a single exon. Lineage: Eukaryota; Fungi; Ascomycota; Pichiomycetes; Serinales; Debaryomycetaceae. The record is from RefSeq and is a predicted model, not a curated record. Gene Ontology annotation, molecular function: aldehyde dehydrogenase (NAD+) activity.
AGCAUAAACUUUGUCACCUGGCUUCAAGCAAUGAUUGCAAUUGAUCUUAAAUUUGAAGAGUGGCAAUGGCAGUACCAAAUCUCCACCACAUUCUUCAUUUGUGUGAUUGUCCCCACGUUAUAUUACGUCUGGGCCAAGUAUAUCACGUCCAACCCUAACAACUACAACAAGUUAGAGGAUCCAAUCAAGUUACAAGUGAGCAUACCCGAUGAAGCCAAGCCUCAUUGGAAAGGUAAGAGAUUGUACCCUCCCAAUCUCUCAAUUCGUGUUCCCGAUGAGCCCAACAAGAUUCAGAGUUAUUGUCCUGCUACGGGACAAUAUUUAGGCACAUUCACCACCACCAGUCGCGAAGAAAUGGACGAGCAGAUCAGUCGUGCCAAGCAAGCACAACAAGCUUGGAAACACUCAAGUUUCAGCGUACGGCGUAGACUUUUGAAGACAUUGGCCACGUUCAUUUUGGAGAAUCAGGAAAAUAUCGCCAGGAUUGCCUGUCGUGAUAGUGGAAAAACCAAAUUGGAUGCCCUGAUGGGGGAAAUCAUGGUUACGCUUGAGAAAUUGAAUUGGAUCGUCAACAAUGGUGAACGUGCAUUAAAGCCAAGCCAACGUCCGGGAUCUUCCAACUUCUUCUUGGGAUUAAUGAAGAAUGCUGAAGUGAGAUAUGAACCACUUGGGGUUGUUUCUGCAAUCGUGUCUUGGAAUUACCCAUUUCAUAACUUGAUGGGUCCUAUAAUUGCUUCUGUGUUUGCUGGUAAUGCCAUUAUUGUCAAAUGUUCCGAACAGGUUGUAUGGUCGUCUCAAUGGUUUAUUGAUGUGGUUAGAACGGCAUUAAGACUGAUGGAUAUUGAUGAGAACUUGGUUCAAUUGUGUUAUUGUUUCCCUGACGAUGCUGAAUAUUUCACUUCCCAUCCCGGUUUGCAACAUAUUACAUUUAUUGGAUCAAAACCAGUGGCACAUUACGUUGUGCAAAGUGCUUCCAAACAAUUAACACCUCAUGUUAUUGAAUUGGGAGGUAAAGAUGCAUUGAUUGUUCUCGAUGAUGUUAAAGAUAUCAAUGCCUUAUCAUCAGUUAUAUUAAGAGGAACUUUCCAAAGUGCUGGUCAAAAUUGUAUUGGUAUUGAACGAGUCAUUUGUUUACCCAAGAGUUAUGAACAAUUGGUAGAAAUCUUUACAGAAAGAAUAUCCCACUUUAGGGUUGGAUCAGAUAUAGAUCAAUUGGAUGAAAUUGAUAUGGGUGCCAUGAUUUCAAAUAAUAGGUUUGAACAAAUUGAAGAAUUGAUUAAUGAUGCCGUGGCCAAAGGUGCUAGGUUGAUCCACGGUGGUAAACCAUAUCAACAUCCAAAUUACCCACAGGGCCAUUAUUUUGAACCCACUUUACUCGUGGAUGUAACUCCAGGAAUGAGGAUCUUCCAAGAGGAAGUAUUUGGACCGGUUCUUACCAUGAUUAAAGCUAAUGAUGUUGACGAUGCUAUUACCAUUGCCAACAGCACUGAGUAUGGGUUGGGAAAUUCCAUAUUUGGUAGUGAUUUCACACAACUCAAUGAACUUGCAAAUAGGCUUGAAAGUGGCAAUGUUGCCAUUAAUGAUUUUGCUACAUUUUACGUGGCUCAAUUGCCAUUUGGUGGUGCCAAAAAGUCGGGUUAUGGUAAAUUUGGAGGUGAAGAGGGCCUUACUGGGCUAUGUAAUGCUAAAUCAGUAAUUAUGGAUAAGCCUUUAUUAAGAUUACUAGGAAUUGCUACUAGUAUCCCACCACCAAUUGAUUAUCCAAUUAAAGAUGAUAAAGCUGCCUGGUCAUUUGUUGAGAGUUUAAAUAUUGCUGGAUAUGAUAAUCGUAUCUGGCAAAAGAUCAAGGCAUUUAGUAAAUUAUCGAAAGGUGGAAAAUAGGGUUUGAAUUUGUGUAUGUGUGUUUUGCUUCUUCUUGAAAGUUAUUGCAUUUAAUCUAUAUAGACAUCUUAUGUUCAUAGACCACAAUAGUAUAUAUAUAUAUUUAUUUACGCAGCAUUGAUGUGUAAUUCAGGAGUUGGUUUAAUGGUGGCAUCAACCAACAAUUUCACGACAACGUCCUUCUUUUCAGAAUACUUGGCAUUAAUAGCAGCCAAUUCCUUUUCGACUUGAGAAUCGGCUUCUUUGUCAAUUGAUUCAUUCAAUCCUUCGUGCUCCUUUUCGUAUGCCUUCAAUUCAGCUUCCUUUUGUUUCUUAUAAGCAUCAAUUUCUCCUUGAGCAUCUUGCUUGGCGGACUUUAAUCGAUUGGUUCUGUAUUUUCUAGCUUCAUUGACAAUCUCAGCAGCUUCCUUUUCUGUCUUUAACAAUGAUUGAAUUCCUGAUGACAUGUUGGUUGUGUGUGUUUGUGAUGUAUCAGUCU